GAUAAAUAGACCGAGGACGGCAGCGGCAGUCGGUCCGCCGCGGGCCAUGAGAUCCAGUGGAGGCUGGAAUGAGAAGCAGGCGAGACGUCGCCUCGCGCUUCUGGGAGCACCCUCGAGGAGUAUAAGAUGGCGCAGCUGUUUAAAUUCGAGAAGUCCACGACGCCAGGAAGCUCUUAGUAGUCGGAUGGGCGUUGUCGAUCGAUUCCAUCGAUCGUUCGCCCAAAAGCUGCAAUUGCAGGAAUCCGUAGCGCCGAGCAGGAAGGUGGAAUGCCGGACUACGAUCCUGGACGAGGAGCUGGACCGAUGAGAAGGACUACGGGGUCUGCCGCAGAGGCUAGGCCUCGGCGGUUCGGUCCAGGAGGACUGCCGACCGAAGGCGCGGAUCCAGCUCCGAAACCUUGGCCAUGGGCUCCAUGGGCGGCGCUCGUCAUAUGCGUGUGCUUUUUGUGUCUCCAGCUUUACCCGGCUACUCAUUUCAGACACCCCAGAGAUCCAACUCGCACCUGGCAGCGAAUCCAGCGGGCUGACGACAUUGAGCUAGCUGAUGGCGGCGACAUUGGGCUCACGCUGGACGAAGUUCGACGUCAGUGGGAUCCAGAAUUUACUGGCGGAGGAGAUUCAAGCUUCAGUCCUCCCGGUCCCACGGAACAGACCGAUCGAUCGACCACUCGACAGAUAGAAAGUACAGACGAGUUGUCGAGCAGCCACAGCAAUCACGCUUUCAAGUGGAGAAAGGAGGACCGACAAAUUCAUGUCUUCAUUUCUUCAGACGAGAAGGAUCUCAGGCCCCUGGCCGUUGUGAUCAAUUCAACGCUCAAGAAUGCCAGGCAUCCAGGGCGAAUCGUGUUCCACCUAAUUAUCCCUACGAGUGAGAACAACAUUGAGUACUACAAGCUGAAGGCGUUUUUUCCGUCGGCUUCGAUUGACGUGUUCAGGGGAGUCUUCGAUUAUGAACAUGUGUCACAUCUUAUCCGCUACCGAAACGACAGUUUCACCAGAGAAGAGCUGACUUCCCCGUACAAUUUCAUACCAUACUAUCUGCCUCAGCUCUACGAGAAUAUCGAAUUGAUGAUAUAUCUCGACUCGGACGUGGUUGUCAAGGGGGAUAUAGAGGAGCUGUACAUGAAAAACCUCCAUGGGCAUCCAGCGGCCGCAGUCGAGGACUGCUCUCAAGAAUUCAGAGGCUACUUCGACUUCGACCAGCUCAACGCCAUCCGCGAGAGAGAAGCGGGAAACCAGUGGUUACCUUCGGAACCCUUCGAGGAGCAGACCUGCGUUUUCAACAGAGGCGUUUUGGUCAUCAACGCCACACGGUGGUCCGAACUGAACGUCACUGGCGCGAUCGAAUGGUGGAUGGGAGAGUAUGACAAGGCAGAGAAACCUCUUUACAGAUAUGGGCUGUCACAGCCACCGUUCCUGCUGGCACUCUACAAGAAUUACGAGAAGUUGGAACAUGCAUGGAACAAUCGGGGGCUUGGUCGUGAUAAGCUGAGCAAAUUAGAGCAGGAAUAUUUUGCCGCGCGGUACAAACAUAAACCGGAUCAAAAACCUUUCUUGUCCUUGGAAAGUGAUUUUGCCAAAAUUUUGCACUUCAACGGGAAAUACAAGCCGUGGAAGAGAGGUCGUACGAGGCUGCCUACGGAGGAGGUUUUAUCAUUAUGCGGAGAAGAGGGGCAAGAAUGUUACAAGCUUUGGUGGGAGUAUCUCUCCCCGGAAGCCCAUAAAGCUUUCGGACUUUCUUCUUCUAGGGAGUAAUUCCAUCUUCAGUAGAAUAUGAUGGAUCUCAGGGAUCCAAGGAGAUGUAUGCCCCCAUCCUAUAGAGUGUUUCCUGUACAUUUGAAAUCAGAGGUCUGCACAGGUUUGCAAGUUAGACUUGAUUUUCAGCUCGAGUUUAUAUUUCAGUUUACGAGGUAGACGAGAAACAAUGAAGUGACAGGGAUCAAAUCAACUGCUUGUCCGUCUUAUGUCUUAUACCGUGCACGGUCAAAUUGCCAGCUGAAAAUCAGA
This is a messenger RNA of Marchantia polymorpha subsp. ruderalis, 2007 nucleotides long. The record is from the annotation of a GenBank genome assembly. NCBI's taxonomy places the organism in Eukaryota, Viridiplantae, Streptophyta, Marchantiopsida, Marchantiales, Marchantiaceae.